AUGACCGCAACAACCCAAAUCAACCACGAGCUCUUUGAGCUUCACGAGAGAAAGGGCCCAGAUGACAGCCCGCAAUUAGAUCACUCUUCUCCUACGUCCAAUGUGCAAAGAACUAGCAUUGGGAAGCGACCAGAAUGCUUCAAAAGUACAUUCCAGGAGAUUUGUUUUAUCUUCAUGGCCACUCUAGCUAUGGCGACAAAUAGUCUUGUGACUGGAGCCAUGAUUAUCGUGACUGCAUCAAUUGGAAGAGAUUUACACAUGACACAGGCCCAAAUCACUUGGAUCAGUGCUGCUACCACUCUUUCUGCGGGAGCUCUCCAACUUCCCUUGGGCCAACUUACAGAUCUUCUCGGUCGCAAGAGCUUUUUCAUAGCUGGUAUGGUCGGCUUCAGCAUUAGCAGUCUUAUACUCGGCUUCGCUCGGAACCCGUUUUGGAUGAAUAUCUUAUGCGGGUUUCUUGGUCUUUUUUCAGCUGUCAUCGUCCCUCCUGCAAUUGGAAUACUUGGCGCUGCGUACUCUGAGCCGUCGAAGCGCAAAAAUUGGGCAUUUGCAUGUUUCAGCGCAGGAAAUCCCGUCGGAUUUGGGCUUGGAAGCAUUAUUAUGGGAAUAUCGGCCAGAAUCUUUGAUUGGCGCGCGGGCUUUUUCUUCUUCACGAUUCUCUGGGGAAUACUGGCUAUUGUGUCGAUUUGGGUCGUGCCUGACAUUGAGGCUUAUGAACCAGGGCCAUUUGGGACAAGGCUAGCGGCAGCUCUGACGAAGUUUGACUAUGUUGGAACGGCUCUUACGAUUGUCGGCGUUGGCUUGUUCACAACUGCUUUGACACUUGGCCCAGUGGAUGGUUGGAAAUCUGCUCAUGUCAUCGCAAUGCUAAUCGUUGGCUUCUUUCUUCUCGUGGGGUUUGUGGUAUGGGAAAAGAAUUGCCCACAUCCCCUGAUGCCUCUGCAUAUAUGGAAGGACAGAGGUUUUGCAUUAUUGAUGCCCGUUUCCAUCUUUGGAGUGAUGUCGAUGCUUUCCUCCAAUUUUUGGCUCGCGCUCUUCUUACAAGAGUUCCAUCACCGGCCGGCUUUGACUGUUGCUGUAGAUCUGCUACCGCAAGUAAUCUCUGCGCUUAUAUCUAAUGUCGUGGCAGCAAAUAUCCUUCACCGAGUCAAUAAUAGUUUCAUCAUGGCGUUUGGCGCCGCCAUGUACCUCGUCGCGAAUCUACUACUUGCUGUUCAAAGUCCUCGAGCAACAUAUUGGGCCUUUAUUUUUCCAUCUCUAUUGACAAACGUUAUGGGUCUCGAUUUGCAGUUCAAUGUGACCAACAUGUACGUCAUGCAGUCAUUGCCAUCUCACCAACAGUCGUUAGCUGGAGGCAUAUUUAACAUGUUCAUUCGACUGGGAACAACUAUCAUUUUUGGAAUGUCUACUGCGGUAUACAGUUCGGUGAAGAAUACGAUGGAUGGCCAGGAUGAUGCUUUCAAGCCUUACAAGAGUGCAUUCUACGUCUCGCUAGGGUUUGCUUCUUUAGCUUGUUUAUUCGUUCCCUUUCUACGUAUAGGGACACAGGGAAAUUCUCCCAAAGAGGAAUGA
Messenger RNA from Trichoderma breve, 1572 nucleotides. RefSeq names its product major facilitator superfamily domain-containing protein. The coding region runs from base 1 to 1572 and encodes 523 amino acids. Gene Ontology annotation, molecular function: transmembrane transporter activity. The transcript has 5 exons. The record is from RefSeq and is a predicted model, not a curated record. Gene Ontology annotation, cellular component: membrane. NCBI's taxonomy places the organism in Eukaryota, Fungi, Ascomycota, Sordariomycetes, Hypocreales, Hypocreaceae. Gene Ontology annotation, biological process: transmembrane transport.